Telopea speciosissima is the source of this 1531-nucleotide messenger RNA. Its product is annotated as calcium uptake protein, mitochondrial-like. Lineage: Eukaryota; Viridiplantae; Streptophyta; Magnoliopsida; Proteales; Proteaceae. Gene Ontology annotation, molecular function: calcium ion binding. The transcript is spliced from 7 exons. Bases 55 to 1506 code for a protein of 483 amino acids. The record is from RefSeq and is a predicted model, not a curated record. Gene Ontology annotation, biological process: calcium import into the mitochondrion; mitochondrial calcium ion homeostasis. Gene Ontology annotation, cellular component: uniplex complex.
UCCUUCCCCUCUCUGCCUCUCUUCCUGUGACUUCGACGACGAGGAGUCCAAACUAUGUAUUCCUGUGCUUCGCUCAAGAGAUAUGCACCUUCAAUCUGCCGAUUCCCAGGGAACUAUCGGCUAAACUUCCAUCCAUUUUUCAAUCAAGCAAGAGGCUUUUCUUCUUCUUCGUCUUCGUCGUCGUCUUCUUCUUCUUCAUCGAGCUUGUUUGCUUCGUCUUGCAUCGACGGAGAUAAGUCGGAACACUCUGGUUUUGCCUCUUUCCUGAAAUCAAUUUCAGGGAUUGCCGUCGGUUCAGGCUUCGGGUUCUUGUGUUGGUAUUCUUCUUCUUCUACGACUUACACCGAGGAUCCACAGUUGCAUUCCAGCAUUCAAGAUGCGGUUGGAGGAAAUAAAUCUCGCUACCUCUUUGGAGAUACAUUUAGGAGGAAGGUUUUCUUUAACUAUGAAAAGCGCAUUAGGAUGCAAAGUCCUCCUGAAAAGGUUUUUGAGUAUUUUGCAUCUUUUCGGACUCCAGGAGGGGAGGUGUUUAUGACACCGGCAGACUUGAUGCGAGCAGUUGUUCCUGUAUUUCCUCCAUCUGAAUCAAAUCUUGUUAGAGAAGGGUAUUUGAGAGGGGAGAGAAGACCUGAUGAGUUGCGAUGUGAUCCUUCAAACUUUUUUAUGCUUUUUGAUACUAAUAAUGACGGACUUAUAUCUUUCGCAGAGUAUAUCUUUUUUGUAACUCUCCUCAGCAUUCCAGAAUCUAGCUUCUCUGUGGCAUUCAAAAUGUUUGACCUUGAUCAUAAUGGCGAGAUAGAGAGGGAGGAAUUUAAGCAAGUGAUGGCUUUGAUGCGGACCUAUAACAGACAAGGUAAUCACCAUAGUGAUGGGAGACGAACUGGGCUUAAAGUUGGGACUUCUGUAGAAAAUGGGGGUUUGCUGGAAUACUUCUUUGGCAAGGAUGGGAAAGCAUGCCUGCAACAUGGAAAGUUUGUCGAAUUUUUGAGAAAUUUACAUGAUGAGAUCUUGUGGUUGGAGUUUGCUCAUUAUGAUUACAAGUUACGUGGAACCAUAUCAGCGAAGGACUUUGCUUUGUCCAUGGUUGCUUCAGCUGACAUGAGACACAUAAACAAGUUCCUUGAUCGGGUUGAAGAACUUGACAAUAAACCACGUCUUAGAGACAUCCGAAUUACAUUCAAUGAAUUCAUGGAUUUUGCGGAGCUUCGCAAAAAACUGCUGCCAUUGUCUCUGGCGAUUUUUAGUGAAGGAAAAAUUAAUGGUUUGUUGACAAGGAAGGAUUUCCAACAAGCUGCAUCCCAUGUAUGCGGUGUCAAUCUCACUGACAAUGUGGUUGACAUCAUUUUUCACAUGUUUGAUACAAACCGGGACGGGAAUAUAAGCACAGAAGAGUUUCUAAGAGUUAUAGAAAGAAGGGAGAAACAGAUUUCUCAACCUGUGGAGACAGGUUUAAUGGGAUUGAUUUCUUGCUGGUUGAGCGGUGCAAAGAGUUGCUCUAUGGCUUGAACACAUGUAUAUCACUUGAACUGUA